Messenger RNA from Fusarium musae, 816 nucleotides. RefSeq lists its product as uncharacterized. The transcript has a single exon. Bases 1 to 816 code for a protein of 271 amino acids. The record is from RefSeq and is a predicted model, not a curated record. NCBI's taxonomy places the organism in Eukaryota, Fungi, Ascomycota, Sordariomycetes, Hypocreales, Nectriaceae.
AUGAACUUCAGUCCAAUUAGAAGCAUUGUCCACAACGAAGGAUGUGACCUUCACUACUGGUAUCAAGGUUCCGGUCCUCUCAUCAUCUUCAUCCCCGGUGGAAACGGCCACGGAAUGCAGUUCAACAACAUAAUAGCCGCCCUCUCAGACCGCUUCACCUGCGCGACCUUCGAUCGUCGCCAAAUGUCAGCAAGUCAAGUCCCCGUCAAUAAGCGCCUAAGCCCUCCCCAACAAGCUCGCGAUAUCCGCGCUGUCAUCCAGGCUGUUGGUUUCGAUAAAGCUAUUCUCUUCGGUAGCAGUUCCGGUGGUAUAUUCGCAUACCAAUUCGCCCAUGACUUUCCCGAAAUGGUCGUUCACUUGAUCGCUCAUGAAGCCGGUCUUGCAAUGCUUCUACCAGACGCAACGCAGAUUCUUGAGUGGAUGUACGGUCUUCUAGACCUUUUUGAAACUCAGGGCCAAGAAGCUGCGGCGAAUGAGUUUGAGAAAUGCCUCAUUGGGUAUGAUGAUGAGGGUGUUCCCAAAGCUGGACCGCCCGACCCAAGAAAUCAGAAGAAUUUUUGGGAAUAUGAAUGGGCGCCGUUGGUUGGAUACUGUCCUAAUAUGUUUCGGAUUAAGGAGCACGGUGUCAGUGUUGGUGUGAUGAGAGGCGUACGAUGUAAAGAUGCUUUCUACGCUAGAGCGAUUGAGGAACAGGCCAAGAUCUUGGAGUGCCCUAGGAUGACGGUGCCUGGGCAUCACGAGGGGUUUCGAUGUGAGACGGAAGAGUUUCUCCCGUCACUAUUGGAAAUGCUUGAUAUUCUGGAGAAGAGAAAGUAG